This is a messenger RNA of Pseudomassariella vexata, 1319 nucleotides long. RefSeq names its product dhal domain-containing protein. Gene Ontology annotation, biological process: glycerol catabolic process. Gene Ontology annotation, molecular function: glycerone kinase activity. Bases 25 to 1311 code for a protein of 428 amino acids. The record is from RefSeq and is a predicted model, not a curated record. Lineage: Eukaryota; Fungi; Ascomycota; Sordariomycetes; Amphisphaeriales; Pseudomassariaceae. The transcript has a single exon. Gene Ontology annotation, cellular component: cytosol.
GGGCAAAUUGGGGUGUUGAAGGUUAUGGGCGGUGCGGCGGGGAUGGGGGCGUCGUUGGACGAAGUAUACGAACUUGGCGUAGCGUUCUCAAAGCAGAUCGUGUCGAUCGCUGCGACACUGGAUCAUUGCCAUGUCCCCGGAAGGACAGAACACGGUAUACUCGGCAGCGAUGAAGUCGAAUUGGGGACAGGACCUCAUAAUGAGCCUGGGUACAACAAAAUCUCCCCUGUCCCGUCACCAGAAGACCUCAUCAAGCAGAUCUUGACCAACUGCUUGGACGAGAACGACCCAGAGCGAGGAUACGUCCACUUCCACCCUGGCGACGAGACCAUUCUCCUCGUCAGCAACUUUGGCGGUAUGUCCUGCCUCGAAAUGGGCGCGCUCGUCGACGAGCUCCUCAAUCAGCUCGCCCGCGACUGGGAUAUUGAGCCUGUGCGCGUGUGUGCCGGGCCCCUGGAGACGUCGCUUAACGCGCCUGCUUUUUCAGUGUCCAUCAUCAACGUCACCAAUGCCGCGAAGAAAUGUACCUAUUCCGUUGAGGAGAUUAAGGCAUUCUUUGACGCGAGGACCAACACAUGCUGGGAGUCGGUGGCAGGAGCGCAGACCCAGAGGAGGAAGAGGGAGGAGCAGUUCGUGCUGCCGCCUGUGGAGGAGAGGAAGAUGGUGGAUGAGUCUAAGGAUUUGAAGGUUGACCCGGAGAGAUUAGAGAAGAUGUUGCGUGGGGCUUGUGAGGCGCUGGUGGCUGCAGAACUGGAUUUGACAAGGUGGGAUACCGUUAUGGGAGACGGGGAUUGUGGCGAGACGCUGAAGACGGGGGCGACCUCGCUGAUGGCUGCUCUUGAUAACGACAAGCUAGCUGCUGAGGGGUCCGUGGGAGCAGUAUUGCUUGAGUUGGAGGAUAUCGUUGAGAGCAAGAUUGGCGGUACCUUGGGUGGUAUCCUGGGCAUCUUCUUCGUGUCCCUGCGUACGGCCGUGGAGCAGAACAUGGACCUUGCUAGUUCCGAGGGUGUGCCUGAGCUCUGGGCUAAGGCGCUCAAGAUUGCGUUGGAUAACUUGGGGCGGUAUACCCCGGCCAAGGUGGGCGAUCGCACAGUUAUGGAUACCUUGAUUCCCUUUGCAGAAGCCUUGAAGUCGGGGAAUUUUGAUGAUGGGAUUAAGGCGGCUGUUAAGGGGGCCAAGGCUACGAAGGCCAUGACGCCAAGGCUAGGGCGGGCGACCUAUGUCGGUGCAGAUGCAAGCAAGGAGAUGCCGCCGGACCCAGGUGCUUGGGGGGCCAUGGUGGCUAUUCAGGGGUUGAGGUCGGGAAUGUAAGGUGCGGC